Molecule: messenger RNA, 2945 nt
Organism: Neogale vison (American mink)
Lineage: Eukaryota; Metazoa; Chordata; Mammalia; Carnivora; Mustelidae
Gene: ZNF32
Product: zinc finger protein 32
Exons: 2
Coding region: 1927-2748 (273 amino acids)
Biological process (GO): regulation of transcription by RNA polymerase II
Molecular function (GO): DNA-binding transcription factor activity; RNA polymerase II cis-regulatory region sequence-specific DNA binding
Source: RefSeq, a predicted model, not a curated record
GUGUAGAGAAAAUAAUCACCCCCACCCUCAUCUCCUAAACCUGAGACUAUCGCCCAAGAGGUUCCAAAGACAGCAAAGCUUACCCCCUUUGAGGGCUCUCCACUUUAGGCAUUCAGUCUGUAGGUGCCAUCAGAGAUUCUUCACAUUUGGUUUUUAUUCUCCCGAGAGCUACCUGAUAUGACAGUAUUGUUAACCUAUUUAGUUAGAGAGGAAAUAGAGCCAGGGCUGUUUGGUUACUUGCCCAAGGCUGUAUAGAUAGGGGUAGGGGAGAUUCAAGGCAAGAAUCCAAGUUAUCUCCUGGCCUUAUUCUGAGUUUUUCCAAAGGAUAAAUAGCCUUUGAUAGGAAAAGCAAUUUUCUAUUAAUAAAGCCACUUCAAAUUUUUCAGGAAAUUAUUUACUCAGAUUUGUGACCUAAGGAGAAAAAUAAAACAAUCCCCAUUUAUUAACCAAGGCAGUUCCUGAGAUGCAGCUGAGUUGUUACUUGUUGGAAGAUCUCGUAGCAUGCGGAGAAGCAGAGUUGUAAAUUCCACCCACUUGUUCUGACCAAACUAUUUGCUGGAUUCCCCAGAGACAGAGUCUGACCUUAAGCAGGGUUUAGGUUUCGUGCACUUUCCAGGGACUCCUGAUGGAUGUGCAGUUGUUAAGCAGUAGCACCUUGAACAAAUGAACUUCCUGUAGCAUCCUGGCAGUAUCAUAGAGGAUAUCAUAGAUAAGGAUAUCAUAGAGGAUUCCUUUGUAGCCUCUACUCCAGAUUGGAGGUGACAGCUCCAAAUACAAGUUUAAAAUGAAUGCCUCUCCAGUCAGAACGAAUGUGGCAGAACGUACAGUUGUCAAGACCAGAUGUUCAGGUUAACAAAACCACUGUAGCAUCACACCGCUAUUUCAUUAAAACAGGAGGCCUGCAUUUUGAUGAAACAUAUUGGGAGGGGAAUAAAGAUUAUGCACUGAACCACUGCAUAAAGUGUACGAAUUUAGUAAUUAGGAUCCUAAAGUAAGAAGAAAAUACUCAAAAAAGGGGGGAGGGAGGGGAGAGAGUGUGGAACAAGAGGAUUCAUAGGAUCUUGAAGAGUGGUAAAGUCCUAUCAAGCAUUGUUACAUUCUGUUCCAGUUUAUAAAAAUUCUCACCAGCUCUUAAUUGUCUAGGUUAAGGGCAUAGACUCUCAAAAGUCUUGAAUUUCAUCCUUUGCCCACCCUGGAUACCUUACUGACUGUAUGACUUAUCCUAGUUGGAGGGCCUUGGGCUUGGUUUUGGGAGUCUGAAGAAGGUCUUUCUUUUCCUAGAAUUGGCAAGUACUUACACUUAGAAUUGGUAUUCUCAUAUCCUGAAGAAUAGGAGAGGGGUGGUUCUGGAUCUGGACCCUCCUAAAUAUUGUUAAAAGGUAGACAUGAGAUCUCUUGUCCUUAUAACUUGGGGGGAACUGGAGGGGAGACCUGGAGCCAUUUUCAUCAUAGAAUGAAUCAUGAAGGCUGAAAUGUUGGUUUUUUAAAAUUCUGAAUUCCUCUGGAGGCUUGAAGUAUAAAAGCGCAGGUGGUUAGGUGGGGGAAGGAAGUGGGAGAUCCCAAUCACAUGCCAUAGCUAAAGUACAAACAGGAGUGACCAUUAUCUUGGGAUUGGCAGGAAGAGAUAUAUGUGUUCUGUGCUUCCCACCUCCUGUUUCCAUCUUGACUUAUUUAUAUGUGGUCAUGGUACCUUUAGACCAACUUUGGGUUACAUUAUAGGUGGCUAAGAUUACAUCAGGCAAUCCAGAUUUCUUCCAUUUACUCACACUCAAAUUUAUCCUUCUCACUUAUCAAUUCUCUUGCCUUUUCCUGUUUUUCUUUUUAUGUUUUUUGUUUGUUUGUUUUUUCCUCCUCAGGUGUUCAAGAAUAGCCCAUGGAAGGAUCAUAUGAAGAGGUGGUAAUUAAAGUCAUACAGCAGGCGUGGACAUGUUUGGAUUUCCAACAGCUACCCUGCUGGAUUGUCAUGGAAGAUAUGCACAGAAUGUAGCGUUUUUCAAUGUGAUGACAGAAGCCCACCACAAAUAUGAUCACUCUGAGGCCACAGGAUCCUCAAGCUGGGAUUUCCAGAAUUCUUUCAGAAGAGAGAAGCUGGAACAAAAAUCCCCAGAUUCUAAGACACUACAGGAAGAUUCACCUGGAGUGAGACAGAGGGUCUAUGAGUGUCAGGAAUGUGGAAAAUCCUUCAGGCAAAAAGGCAGUCUAACCUUGCAUGAGAGAAUCCACACUGGUCAAAAGCCCUUUGAGUGUACCCAUUGUGGAAAAAGCUUUAGGGCCAAAGGCAAUCUUGUUACACAUCAGCGAAUACACACAGGAGAGAAGCCCUAUCAGUGCAAGGAGUGUGGGAAAAGCUUUAGUCAACGAGGUAGUCUGGCCGUUCAUGAAAGACUUCAUACUGGACAGAAACCCUAUGAGUGUGCUAUUUGUCAGAGAAGCUUCAGGAAUCAAAGUAACCUUGCUGUUCAUAGAAGAGUGCACAGUGGAGAAAAGCCCUAUAGAUGUGAUCAGUGUGGAAAAGCCUUCAGUCAGAAAGGAAGCUUAAUUGUUCACAUCAGAGUCCACACAGGCCUGAAACCCUAUGCCUGCACACAGUGCAGGAAGAGUUUCCACACCAGGGGCAAUUGUAUCCUGCAUGGCAAAAUCCACACAGGAGAGACACCCUAUCUGUGUGGCCAGUGUGGGAAAAGCUUCACUCAGAGAGGGAGUCUGGCUGUGCACCAGCGAAGCUGCUCACAAAGACUCACCCUUUGACCACCCUCUUCAAAGGAAGUUCUCUUUAUGAAUUAAAAGUUUAAAAAAAAAAAAAAAAACUCAGAUCAAGCAACCUAUCCAAUGCUAUGGAAUGAAUGGAGACUCUUUCAGAAAGACCAUCAUUCGGUAGGGCAAACUGACUUUUCUCCUUUCCCCCAAAUAAGUAUGAAAAAUAAAUGUCUUGUUUAUUAUCAUUA